Messenger RNA from Microbotryum saponariae, 4683 nucleotides. The record is from the annotation of a GenBank genome assembly. Lineage: Eukaryota; Fungi; Basidiomycota; Microbotryomycetes; Microbotryales; Microbotryaceae.
AUGUACGUCCCCUGCGCUCUGCCGUCGACGCGACUGUCGACGACGACCUCGGCGCUGCCCAGUGUACCGUGUUCGACGGUGAAGCCGACGCCGUACAAGACGCCCGGAAGAGGACCGCACCCGAGGUUCAAGCACAGUCUCGGCGGCUUGUUGGAGGAGGAAGGGGAGGAGUUGAUCGCGAUCGCGAGCGCCACAGACGAGAUCGAGGUCGAUGAUCAGCACCAGCUCGAUCAUGGUGGGUUCUGGGCCGUGUUGACGCGGGAGGAGUUGAGCGUGUGGACGGUCACCGUGAGUCGGAGAUCGCCACCAGGCCUACAUCGCUGGGGCGUACGACCCUCAUCGCCGCCCGUCCCACUUCACUUACACCGCCCAGUCCCUACACCUCACAGCCCAAGGUCGUUUUGGCCAAACUGAGGAGAACGCCCUUGUCGCUGCGCACGCAUGGCUCCAACUCGCUCGUCGCGUUCCAUACCCCCACUCGGCUCGUCGUCACCACCACCUCCGGCCACCACCUGCUCUACUCGAUCGACUCGGCCGCAUCGGUCAACCACCGCACCAAGAGCAACAACGACGUCUAUACCGUGCCCGGCGGCCAGAAGGGCGACGCGAUGUGGCCCAAGGGACCGGGCGAGGGCGCGAACCUACAGGGGAUCGUCCUCCGGGCAGAAGCCGAAAGGGGCUUGGCCAUCGGAGACGGCGUCGGAUGGUACGUCAACGCCGCACCCACUCGAUCACCCCCCACCCCCAACCCCAACCCCAACCCCAACCAAUCUAAUCAUCUCUCGCACAACCCCGACAGUGUCUGCCUCACCCCGCAUUCGCUCAUUCUCGCAAUUCAAGAUCCGCCGACGCUCCGAAUCGUACCCUUCCCUUCGCCGUCCUCCUCGGCCACGGACUCGAACCAGGCUCACCAGCAGCCCCCACCCGCGAUACCUCCGCCGUCUUCCUCGGUCAACUUCAAUGCUUUCACCGACCGGCCUGGCCACGCACGCGAAGGAUCCGGAUGGGACGCCUUGGCUACGGGCUUCAAUCCGGCUGCCCCGAGUGAGGCAGAGACCGUCGUGCUCGACGAAUGGCCCUGGCUCAUCAACUGCGAUUCCGGAGAAGGUUAGCGAACGGUACUAGGCGUGCCGAUCAGAUGAACGGGUCUGAACCUCUUUUGAAUACACAGUCUCGGUCACCUCCUUGAUCCCCUUGCCCGAAGCGCCGACCUCGACACCCCUCGAAACCCCGAACCCCAACCACCCUCGACCGUCCAUUGCUCGCCGACAGUCCUCCACCUCCACGCCCAAACACAGUCACCCAACCAUCCCACCUCCCCGAACACCGACCCGGUUCGUCAUGCUCACCUCGGACGCCAGGGCCUACCUCGUGCGGUGGGCACCUUCCGUCACCCCUCCGCAGACACCAGGCACCUGGUCCCGACGGCCUUCGAGUACGGCUUCGUUCGGUCCAGCUUCUUCUUUACCGACCUCACCGAACCUUGAUGCUGGUCCGAAACGAGUGGGGGUCGACCAAGUCGUCUUUGAUGCCCCGGUCGAGUCACACGUUGCCCAAGAGUGGGAAUGGCAAGGCGUCUGUUUCCACCCUCGAGUCGAAGCCGUCGAGGACGGCGAUGAGCAGGAGAUGCUUCACAAGCAGGAAAAGCUACUGGACCGGGGUAAAGGCGGAACUUGUCUGGCUCUGAACGAAAAAUUUGGUUUGGUGGCUGUGGGAUGCCAAGAGUGAGUCGGCAUCAUAUGCAGCGUUGUUCGGAUCAGACUCCACUUGCUAACCACGCCUUUGCGGGGCAACUCAGUGGCACCAUCAGCGCAUACAACCUAUCUCUUGGCGCCGCCGCAACGACUUCCAACUCGCCUUCAUCGUCCUCCGAACUUUACGCUCCGACCUUUUCGCACGAGCAUUCGCUGCGCAAGUCCCUCAACACGACCGCCACGGGCCUCGACACGGGCCACGUCGCUUGCCUCUCCUAUACGCCCGACGGGUAUGCACUCGCCGUAGGCUGGCACCUCGGGUGGUCCAUCUGGUCCGUCUAUGGUCGACUCGGUUCGUGGUCCGUUUUAGGGAGUCUCAAGACUGGCUAUGGCGUCGAAGGGGAGAAAAGUGAUGCGUUCGAGGACCAUUUCAUGAAUGGCGUGAGGGGGAUGUUUUGGACCCGAGGAGGGUACGAAUUGGUCGUAUUGUGUCCACCGCCUGUGCAUCCCAAGUCGAAAGGUGAGCAUGCUUCCUUAUGAGCCUUUUAUCACUCUCCGUUGUUUUAACAGGUUCAUUCCCUUCGCAGCCCAUGACGAACAGCUGUUUGUGAUCCCAUUCGCCAAGAGUGCCGUUACGGCCGCUCAUACGCCCGAUAAUACGAAUCACGCUUUUUUGCAAAUGGACGAUCGGGUCAUGGUCUAUCGCGGCGCUGACCAACCGGACAUGAGCGUCAUCAACCCCGAGUCGGAUGUGUGGCAACACAUCAAGGUACGCCCACCGCAGUGGCAGAAGGAAGGCGAGAACCCAUCUGACCUACGGCAGUGUUGGGAAGCGCGUACAGAUCCCGGCGUCGUACAUUGCGACCCAACACCCAAUUCGGUACGCCGUCAUCUCCCACGACGCGCGCUUCAUCGCCGUCGCCGGUCGUCGAGGUUUUACGCACUACAACGCCCUUUCGGGUCGAUGGAAGUUGUUCGAAUCCGAGAAGGAGGAAAACGCGUUCCACGUCGUCGGUGGAAUGGCCUGGUGGGCCAAUCUAUUGAUCGUCGGAUGCGUCGAUCCAACGACCUUGACACGCUCUGCUCGAACGACAGGUAUCGAAAGGGGGUACCAACUCGCCGUCUUCGCACGCGAACAAGCGUUGAGUUUGGACGACUCUGCCUCGCUCGAAACGAUCGCUUUGUCCAGUCGUCCGUUGGUGCUCAGCGUCUUUGAUUCGAGCUUGUUGGUCUACACGGAGGAUAAUACGUUUCAUCAUUUCUUGAUGAGACCUCAUCCGAGGAUCCUUAAUGGCCGAGGGGUGGGGAGUAGAUUGAGGUUGUGCGGUAGUAUUGGGUUCGAAGGCGUCGUCAAGGAUCCUUGGAAAGUCAGAGGUCUGAGUUGGUUGGUACCCAAGAGUCAACAACGUGAGUCGAUCCUGAGGAUCUACAUUCCAUCGUCCCUUCAUCUGAUCAUCCUCUUCCUGCGUCUGAAUCAGAAUUCGGUGACCCCGCCGACGACCUCAACGUCGCCACGAUCAUCUUCCUCAUCUCGGGUCAACUCGUACUCCUUCGUCCCCGUCGAGCGGCGCACGAAGAAGUCAAAUACGACCUCCAAAUCCUCGCCGACCGGAUCGAGUUCUACUGGACCCAUCUUUCGGGGAUCGGCACGUUGGAGAACUCGUUGUGGGGUUGGGAUGGAGAGAGGAUCAGGAUUUGGUUGGACGCGUUAACGAUCGAGAAGGUUUUAGUCGAUGCGAAAAAGGAUGCGUACGAAAGAGUUAGCGAGUCGGUAGCGAUCAAAUUGGAUUUUUAUCCGCUGGGUGAGUCAGAGGGGAGCCAGUCGUGGAAUUUUGACGUUUCGGCUGAAUUUUUUGGUCGGACACCGUACAUGCUUAUAGCUGUCCUGAUGGAGAAAGGUAUCAUCGUCGGGAUCGAUCAGGAAACUUCGUUACGCAAGACGCUCGAUUUUGCCCUUUUCCGCAUCAUCACCUCGACCCAACUCUUCUUACACCACGUACUCAGGUUCCACCUCACUCGGCAUCCGAUGAGGGAGGCCGUUCUCUUCGCCUCCCAUUACCAGCACCUCGUCUACUUUGCGCAUGCGCUAGAGAUCUUACUACACGGUGUACUAGAAGACGAAGCGGACAAGCCCACGAACCAACUCACCUCGAUCGAAUCCCCUACCUCGGAAAAGAACGACGACGACGACGACGACGACGAGACUCGAGCCCCCACUCUACUCUCGACCGUGAUCGACUUUCUCGAUCAUUUCCCUUCCUCACUCUCGAUCGUGGUCAACUGCGCCCGCAAGACCGAAUUAACGCGUUGGUCACUCCUCUUCACCCAUGCCGGAUCACCACGUCGUCUCUUCGAACGAUGCAUCGAAUCAAGCGAAUACAAAACCGCGGCUUCGUACCUGUUGGUCUUGCACAAUUUGGAACCUUUGGAACAAAGUGGGAAGGAUACGGUCGGUUUGCUGAAAGUUUGUAUGCACCGGGGGGAAUGGACGCUGUGUAGGGAAUUGUUGAGGUUCUUGUAUAGCCUCGAUCGAACGGGGGGGAUCUUACAGGCCGCGUUGGAAGAAGGUGAGCUGAUCGCCUUCGUCCAUGCUUUGGGACCUCUUCGUUGAUCGACCCGAAAGGAGAAGAAAGAAGAAAAAGGCUGAUGACCUAACUUUCGACGUACAGGUUCGGCCCUUCCUAGGGGAUAUCGAGCGUCCAAUGCGAAGUCAACGUCGUCUUCGUCGUCGGCAUCCAAUCCUGGACGAACGGGUUCACCGACCCUGACGAUACAAGAGAGGAUCGAUCAACUUUCCUUGUCCGACGGAUCGACGACGUCUUCCUCUCAAGCGAGGGCGAAAACUCCUUUGGGGUCCGUGAGGGGGUUAGGUGCGUUGAUGGGUCUUUCGGAAGGGGGUGGGGGAGGUGGUUCGAGGCAGGAGUCGGAGAGGGAGCAGAAUUGGAGGGCGUUGGGGUUGGGUCAUUUGUUGGGCGGCGCGACGGGGUAG